UUGGUGUUGGUGAUGUUACAUUCUCCUGCUUGCCCUCAACUCACCCAAGCUGGAUUGCCUUUUGCAAUUCUUACUUCAAGGCAUACCCCCUUCCAACGAGGAGUAUUCUGUAAUGAUGAGUCCAUCAAGUACCCUUACAAAGAAGACACCAUACCUUAUGCGUUAUUAGGUGGAAUAAUCAUUCCAUUCAGUAUUAUCGUUAUGAUUCUUGGAGAAACCCUGUCUGUUUACUUUAACCUGUUGCAUUCAAAUUCCUUUAUCAGGAAUAACUACAUAGCCACUAUUUACAAAGCCAUCGGAACAUUUUUAUUUGGUGCAGCUGCUAGUCAGUCCCUGACUGACAUUGCCAAGUAUUCAAUAGGCAGACUGCGGCCUCACUUCUUGGAUGUUUGUGACCCAGAUUUGUCAAAAUUCAACUGCAGUGAUGGUUAUAUUGAAAAUUACAUAUGUCGAGGGAAUGCAGAAAAAGUUAAGGAAGGCAGGUUGUCCUUCUACUCAGGCCACUCUUCAUUCUCCAUGUACUGCAUGCUGUUUGUGGCACUUUACCUUCAAGCCAGGAUGAGGGGAGACUGGGCAAGACUCUUACGCCCCACACUGCAGUUUGGUCUCGUUGCUGUAUCCAUUUAUGUGGGACUCUCGCGAGUUUCGGAUUACAAACACCACUGGAGUGAUGUGCUGACUGGACUCAUUCAAGGAGCUCUGGUUGCAAUAUUAGUUGCUGUAUACGUAUCAGAUUUCUUCAAAGACACAAGUUCUCCUUUUAAAGAAAGAAAAGAGGAGGACUCUCAUACAACUCUGCAUGAAACAACACCAACAACCGGGAAUCACUAUCGCAACAAUCACCAGCCUUGAAGAGCAGCAAGGGCCCACGUGAAGCCAGCCUGCUUAAAAAAGGAAAGUGAUUGAUUGCAACCAGAAGGCAAGAGGAUCUUUCUUCCCAGUGUUGAGGCCUCUGAAGGACCGCUGCUGCUGCUAUGCCUCUUGGCUGCCCACUAUCUGUGUGUAUAUAGUUACAUUUAACACAACGGCCAUGUCUUAGCUCUAAGUUCAUUUAAAAAAUUUCAAGCCUUCCACCAAAACAAUGCCCUACCUGUACAUUUUUAUUAAAAAAUGUAAUGCUGAUGUAUAAAUGUGUAUGUAAUAUG
Molecule: messenger RNA, 1145 nt
Organism: Carlito syrichta (Philippine tarsier)
Lineage: Eukaryota; Metazoa; Chordata; Mammalia; Primates; Tarsiidae
Gene: PLPP1
Product: phospholipid phosphatase 1
Exons: 6
Coding region: 13-852 (279 amino acids)
Biological process (GO): signal transduction; phospholipid dephosphorylation; phospholipid metabolic process
Molecular function (GO): phosphatidate phosphatase activity
Source: RefSeq, a predicted model, not a curated record